Molecule: messenger RNA, 2659 nt
Organism: Lycium barbarum (goji berry)
Lineage: Eukaryota; Viridiplantae; Streptophyta; Magnoliopsida; Solanales; Solanaceae
Exons: 5
Coding region: 1467-2366 (299 amino acids)
Source: RefSeq, a predicted model, not a curated record
AAUCAGAUCCAUAAAAGAGUCUUAUUCCAUUCAAACUCAUUAAAUAAUACACGCUAUUAACAAAAUACGGCUUCUUUCUCUAGCAAAAUUUCCAUGCCUCCCUCUCUGUUUCUUCAACCAAAAUACUAUUUUUUUCCCCUCUUAAACUGCUAUGGAACAAUCUAGUGAAAAUUCAAGAGUGAGUUGGAAAAAUAUGGAUGUAGUAAAGACAUUUUUAGAAAAUUGUAUUCAAGAAGUAUCCUUAAAUGGGAGACUUGGAAGUAGUUUGAAGCCAGACUCAUGGAACAAGGUUAAACUAGCUCUGGAGACUUGUCAUCGCUUUUGCGUUCCCCAAAAGAAAAUGAAGAAUUAUUAUGAUUAUCUGAAAGAAAAAUAUCAAGCUUGGUUGCCACUAACUAAAAAGACUGGCAAUAUUUAUGAUCCAACAACCAAUACCUUUCAGAUGUCUAAUAGUGAGUGGGAUGAGUACAUAAAGGCUCAUCCAAAAGCAAAGACAUUGAGGAAUUCACCUCUACCCUUUCCAGACCUGUGCAUAAAACUUUUUGAGGGUUCUACUGCAACAGGAAUUCAUGGUUGGAGUCCAAGUUGUACCUAUCCUCGACCUGGUGUCUCUUCUGCGUCUACUCCUAUAGAUAUUGAUACGAUUGGUGGAGCUGAAGAUCUAUUUGGUGACAAAAAUGAUGAAGCUCCUAAAGAUUCUCCAUCCCAAUCUUCAUUUUCUGUUGAAAAGAAAGCUUCGGGAAAGAAGAGAAAACUCUCAUCAUCUCAUUUGGAAAUUGAUGAGAAGAUGAGUACUGCAUUGGAGUUAUUGAUUAAAAAAAGUAGUGGACCUGACGUCGAAGAAUGUAUGGACAAAUUACAAGGAUUUGGUUGGAAAGAUCCAUUAUACAGUACAACUCUUGCUAUAAUUUGUGAGAGUGAGAGCUACAGGAAAGCAUGGAUGAAACUAGAGGAGGACAAGUUAGAGAAUUGGGUUAAGCUCUUGGGGAAACAAAAGGGACUGCUUUAACUUUGCUAAUUAGCUAAAAUAUGCAUUAGGCGUUGAUAAUGUGAAACCUUCUUUAUUAUUUUUCUACUAGUAUCUAUUAUGCUUAUUGAACCUUUUCGGUAUUAUAUUAUGUUGGAACCAUUUUGGUUAGUGAUAUAUUUUUUAAAUGUCUUUUUUGGGUUAUGCUUGAGAAUUAUGGAUAAUUUAUCGUUAUGUAACUUUUAUGUUGACCAAAUAUAUAACAUGUUAUGCUUAUUAUCGUGUAUUGUACAUUUUCCAGGUUAAAAUAGUUUAGACAUGGACACUGAAGAUCAGAUAUUAUGGUUGAUGAGCUUAUAUUGGUGUAGAAAACGUCUUAGACUCAAGAAUGUUCAAAGAAAUAAAGAUUUAACAUCAUCUUUAUCUGGAUAGAGUUACACAUUGGAAUUAUUGUCUGGCUCUAGUCGACAAUGUUUAGAGUUGAUGUGCAUGUCUCGUGAUGCAUAUGUGCGAGUUGUGUCAAAAUUUUAGACAUAAUGGAUGGCUCACAGAUAGUAAAUAUGUAUCUGUAGAAGAAAAGAUAGCAAUAUUUUUAUCCAUUAUAGGGCAUAAUGAUCGUUUUGUGGUUAUCAAGAGGAGAUUCCAACAUUCUUCGCAAACGAUUCACAAAUAUUUUCACGAGGUUCUUGAAGCAAUGAUGAAGUUUGCAAAAGAGAUGAUAUCAUCUACAACAUCCGAUCCAAAUCUAGAUAUUCCCGGUGCUUAUAAAAGGCUACGUAAAAUUUUUAAGGGAGCAAUCGGUGCACUUGACGGGACAUUAGUACAUGCCAUUGUUCCCGCUAAUCAACAAAUUGUUUACAGAGGAAGAGGAAAGGGUAAAUGUUAUCAGAAUGUAUUAGGUAUAUGUGAUUUUAACAUGGUGUUCACUUAUGUUUACGCUGGAUGGGAAGGAGUAGCACAUGAUGCACGAGUUCUUACAGAGAUUAUAUCUAAUCCAGAAAAUGGCUUUCCAUUUCCUUCUUCUAAUAAGUACUAUCUAUGUGAUGCAGCAUAUCCAAACACUCGAGGAUUUCUAGCACCGUACCGUAAUGUUCGAUAUUGGUUAGGAGAUUAUCAGCGUAGGAGGGCCAUAAAUAAGGAGGAAAAGUUUAAUCAUGCUCAUGCACAACUCAGAAAUGUUAUUGAACAUGCUUAUGGAGUUCUAAAAGCAAGAUUUCUGAUAUUGGACAAGAUGCCUCCAUAUUCUAUUGAUGUCCAGAGAGAUGUUGUUGUUGCAUGUUUUGCAGUUCAUAAUUUUAUCAGGAAGGAGCGUAUAAAUGAUGAACUGUUUAAUCAAUAUGAUUCACCUCAGUUAAUAUUUGACGAGGAAGAAGGAGAACAGGAAAGAAGUGUUGGAUGAAACAAGUGGACCCAAUUGGACAGCUGAAGAUUCGCAGAUAAUGCACAAUAUGCGUGAACAACUUGCACUUCAACUAAUGCAAAGAAGAGGAAAUACUUGAGAGUUUUAUAUUUUCAUUAUUUGAAAUACUUCUAAUGUUUGAACCUUAGAAUUUGAUCUGAUGUAGUUAAUUAUUUGAAUUAUCUUAUACUUGAGCGUUUGAAAUAGAACGAGAUUAUGUUUAGCUGAAUGAUUUUUUUUGCUAACAAAUUAACGUUGAAUUCUGGAAGAAAAAAAAUCAUGUUACCUUGUCA